This is a messenger RNA of Paramuricea clavata, 9586 nucleotides long. NCBI's taxonomy places the organism in Eukaryota, Metazoa, Cnidaria, Anthozoa, Malacalcyonacea, Plexauridae. The record is from the annotation of a GenBank genome assembly.
CCAACGGUGCUGUGAAAAGGAACGGUUACCAAAUCCUUCUUUCUCUUUUAUCACCUUGUAAAGAUGGUGAGUUUUAGAAAUUGUAUUUCAUUUUAAAUCCUUUAUAAUCUCGAGCUAUUAUUUGUCUUCAGAUAGUUUUGUUAUUCCAUGAGGAUAGAUUAAUAUCUGUACAAGACUCUCAGCAAAUUAUUGUGAAUUAUGUGGAAUAUUUCAUCUAUAUUUUUCAAUCAAAUAUAGACUGCCCGACUGAAAAAAACUCGAAAGCUUCGGGGGCAUGUAAGCCACGGUCAUGGACGUGUCGGUAAGUUGUAGUUGUUAUAAUAUUGCUCAUCUGGUGGCAAUCGUGAUAUUUUUAUUGUGAAUACUGGCAGUUUAUUCUAUAUACCGGUUUCACAUUGAACAGUAUAACCCAUUUUUAAUACAGUAAUACGAAUUUAAACAUUCUACAAAAAUUUUAAGUUUUUGCAAUGUUUAUUUCCAGAUUGGUUAUAAGUCUGACACCGGAUCUUCUUGUUCUACGGUUAUAGAUCUAUGAGUGGGCUAGAUAUUUGUAGAAUAAUCAAUGCACUUUAAAGCCUGAUCCUUGCCGAUGCAUGCACAAGCAUGAAGCAUAUUAUAAAGAAGGAUCAAAGUAUUGAUUUCUUAUGCACUGUCCUCACUACGAUGCAGCACAAUGAUCUAUUACCACAGAACAAGAAGGCCUGGUGUUCGGCCUAUAAUGACGGCAUUAUUUUAAGCAGUUGUUGCUUGUCAUUUUAAGCGUGCAGCAUAAGUGAAAAAUUUUGGUUUAGGCUUCAAUUAAAAUGAUAACAUUUUGGCUGAAGCACUUUGAAAUAUUAGCCUAUGUAAUGCAUUGAACAAUUGUAAAUCUGAUGUUUGUGAUGUUACUCUGAGUGUAUAUCCACACCGGACAAGCUUGAAAAAUAUGCCUGGCCAGGGUGGGAAUCGAACCUACGACCUUUGGAAUACUAGCCCACAGGCCUCGAAUUUCCCUGAAAUCAAUUGACGGCAAUGACAUUAAAAAUUGCUGUAGAAGGUAACAGCUAACAAUUUUGGCAGUUUCCACGGCAUUUUUCAAAUUACUGUAAUAAAAAUUUAAUUUUAUUGUUAUUUUGGAUUGUUGACAAGCUAGAAACAUGUCUGCGUAUUUCUUUAGUGUUUUUUCGAAGAAAACUGAGACUAAAAUAGUGAUUUACGCAUGAUUUGAUCAACAUCUGAAUUCAGGUAUCAAAGUUGUAAUGCACAGUGAAUAGUAUAAAAAUGGCACUAUAUAUUUUGUUCUCCCUCUAUAGCAAUUGCCGCGAUAAAAUUCAAGCCCUGCUAGCCCAAUGCUCUGCCAAUUGAGCUACAUGGUCAGCUCGGUUCGAGUAUGUGAUAUUUCGGAACUGAGUCUAGUUCCUUCAAUAUCAAUGCAAUCUAGUAAUAUGAUUUUUGGUUAUUAGAUUACAUUGAUAUCGAUGGAACUACAUACUCGAACCGACCUGACCGUGUAGCUGAGUUAGCAGAGCAUUGGGCUAGUAUUCCAUUUAAUGUUGUAGGUUUGAUUCCCAUCGUGGCCAGUCAUAUUUUUCAAGCUUGUCCGGUGUGGAUAUAUAACACUCAGAGUAACAUCACAAACAUCAUAUUCACCUGAGUACAUAACACCAACACAGAAAAAAUUGUAAAUCUGUUAUAUUCUAUUUCCAAAUUGUUAAUUUCAUAAGGUAGAUGAUUGUAUGCCUAGUGAAUGUUUUGACACAGAAACAUGACACUCUAUGCAGACCUCGAAAUAAAUCUGGACGUUAUACCGGUCAUGAUAAGUGGUGGAUCACUAAAUUUACCGGUCAGAACGGAAUUUAUGCCGGCCAUUGUCACUCCUUAGCUUCUUUCCCCCCUCAUCUUUCGCAUGAUUCGUGACUUUAGAAACAAUUGUCUAUUUUGAAUUGCAUUUGUAGCUAUUAGGGGUGCACCGAAACUAGUUUUUUAAGUUCCGGCCGGAACCGGAUCCGACCGGAAGUUCCAGCCGGAACCGGAACUAAUUUAUUAAGCCAUAUAUAGUCAUAUGUUACUUUGUCCGCUGCCAGACAGGCAGACACUUCAAGUCAUAAAGGAGAGAGCUCGCAAAUGUUAGAAUAAAAAGAUUGACAAGCGUUAAACGUCAUAAUGAAGUGUUAGUAGUGUACAUUUCCCUUGCGUAGUCCAAAUUUCUUCCUACUGUGACCUUUUGUUAGACACAAAAACGUUUGAUAUUCUAUCUCUCUGAAAACAACAGAGUUCCGGUUCCGGCCAUGCUUUUUUUACUAGUUCCGGCCGGAACCGGAACUCUAAAAAAUCCGGGUUCCGGCCGGAACUAACCGGCCGGAACCGACUUCCGGUGCACCCCUAGUAGCUAUACAAAGUAGAAGUAAUUACAGCGCAAUUUACACAUGAAUAUUUCAUUUUUGGACGCUGACAAACAGAGCAAUUGUUUGCCAUGCUUGCUAGUUUUAACUUAGAUAGAGUGAUAGAGUGAUCCACCACUUAUCAUGACCGGUAUAACGUCCAGAUUUAUUUUGAGGUCUGCAUAGAGCUCUACUUGUCAUGUUUCUGUGUCAAAACAUUUACUAGGCACACAAUCAUCUGCCUUAUGAAAUUAACCAUUUUACCUUGUGAUUUAAGACUUAAAAGUCUUAAAUCACAACUGUAAUUUGAGUUGCAAGCAUGCUGUAAGGAUGCAUCCCAGUUACGCGUUUUUCAUAUAGCUACGUGCGUACGUAAAAGAUGAAAUUGUUUUACAUCCUACUUAUGAAAUAAAUAGAGAAUAAUACAUGGGUGGGCGGAAAUACCAGAUUUAUUUCGAGUGUUGGACAUGAUAUCUCACAAGUGAGCACAGCGAACGAGUGAGAUAUCAUGGUCAACAUGAGAAAUAAAUCUGGUAUUUCCAAGCACCCAUGUAUUUUUCUGUUUAUUAUAUAAAGGACAGUCUUUGAAAAGCGAUAUUUUUUACAGAAAAGCGAUAAUUGAAAAGCGAUAAUUUUCACAUGUAAGGUUAUCAUGAUUAAUCUCACAUGUGAGAUUAUCACUUUUAUCAGUGCUCGACAUCUCUAUAAAGCACUGUACUUUAUAUAAUAAUUGCAUUUAUAAAAGGACAGCAUUCAGUUUUGUGUAUGAUUUAAUGUGUAUUUGUUAACUAAAGGUUAUUUGCACUAAUAUGAAAGAUUUAAACCUUUCGGUAGCACAUGUGAAAAACAUGUAACUGGAAAACAGCCCUUAGGCACAAUACUUGCGGUAUAUUGGAUCCGUACGACAAAAUGUGUAACUUCGCCACCCUUAUUAGCCUGUGGACAUUCACUUCUUUGGAAACUUGGAAAUGAACAAUCUGCUCCAUUUUUGAACGUACUUUUUUAUUAAAAACAUUAGUGGUCACGCAUGUCCGCCAGGCGACAAUAUUUGCCUGUCAAACUGUGAAAUUUUACCGGUCAGUGACCGGCACUUAUUUCGAGGCCUGCUCUUUUGGGAGAGGGGAUGGAUCCACAUUUGGUACUAUUGCAUACAUGUGUAGGAUUGAUUUAUGUACAGAGUGUCAUAUAGAUGCCGACGCUUGAUUGCAGAUUGUGUACAAACUUCAUCGAGGUUCAAAAGUGGUCACAAGGGGCACAAAAAGGUUAUCACAUGGUACAUAAAAUCAUAAUCGCUAGGGCCAAUUUACCAUUUUAGCUGUUUCGAUAGCACCUAAGAUAAUACAGAGAGUACUCUUUUUACCCUAUCCCAACACAUACAUUUCAAUGUCGAACCUCUGCAAUGAUGAUCAGUGCUGGAUCUAUUGUCGACAUUUUAAAAAGUGUACAUCUGUAAUUUACUCCGAACCCACAACGUUUGGUUUGCUAGUCUAGUGCUGUACCAACUGAGCUGCGAGGUCAAGUCAGUUCGAGUGGGUGGUAAAUUUGGAACUCAGUCUAGUUCAGAGGGUUUAAAUUUCAGAAUCUUCACAGAGUGACGAAGCAAGUGGUAACGUUGCCACCACAUAGCCAGUCACCUACUUAAUUCUUUCAAAAUGCCUCCUAGUUCAAAUUAUGUUGAGAACCCUGCCCACUGUACGAUUUGUAUGCUGUGCAAGUGUGGAAAUUAUGGAUGACAGACUGGUAAAUGUUUUUAGUUUACAACUGAACACUCAGUGUCAUUUCAAUCUAGGUAAACAUAGAAAACAUCCUGGUGGUCGAGGUAAUGCUGGUGGUCUGACACAUCAUAGAAUCAACUUUGAUAAAUAGUAAGUGUACUCAGUAGUGUAAUAAUUUUUAUAAAAUAACAUGUAUAUAACGUGUGCUCUGAUUGGUUGAAACCCGUGUUUGGAUCAGGCCAUCCAAACACGGAAAUUUAAAGUGCCUUCGCAGGAAUUUUAAACUUUGUUGUUAUUUUAUAAUUAAACAAAUACUUUAUGGUUUCUGUGUUUGGAUGGCCUGAUCCAAACACUUGGGAAUGUUGCUCGGGUUAAGAAAAGCGCGCAAAAUCACUUGCCUUUGGCUCGUGUUUCGCGCGCUUUUCUUAACUCUCGCACCAUUCCCGCGUGUUUGGAUCAGGCCAUCCAAACACGCAAACCAUAAAGUAAUUGUAUAAUACUAAAUUGACCUUUGAUGAAAUCUUACACAAUGACAAAAAAUGGUGUAUUUAGUUUUGAUGAGUUAAUGAGUCCUUUCAGAGAACAUCCAUACAUACAUGUACUUCCCCCACAGGUACAGGGGAAAUUCGGUUUUUGAAAAGUUUAAAUUCCCCUUGUACUUUCAGGUAGUUGUAUCCCCAUCGAGCCAAAAGCUUUCUUAUUAUCGGCAUUACCUACACUGGCACUGACCAUUCAAGUAGUCUCAAGACCUGUUUACACUUGCAAUAUUUGCUGCAAUUUUAGGUCCGAUUCUCUUCUGAUGAAUGUGAAUGUGUAGAUAGGUGAGCAGGCCUCGAAAUAAAUCGGGGCGUUAUACCGGUCUAAUUGUCCGGUGGAUCACAAAAUUUACCGGUCACAGCGGAAUUUGUGCCGGUCAUUGUCACUCCUUAGCUCCUUACCCCUCAUCUUUCGCGUGAUUCGUGAGUUUAGAAACAAUUGUGUAUAUUGUAUUGAUUUGUGUACAAAGUAGAAGUAUGGCAUUCGUCAAAGCUGUAGUAGUAAUUACAGCGCAAUUUACACAUUAAUAUUUCGUAUUUGGGCGCUGACAAACAUAGCAAUUGUUUGCCAUGCUUGCUUGUUAAGUUGCAAAUGACAACUGUAAUUUGAGUUGCGAGCAUGCUGUAAGGCUUCAUUCCAGUUACGCGUUUUUCAUAAUUCACGUAAAAGUUGAAAUCUCUUUACAUCCAGGGCUGCAAAUAAAUAUUUGACUUGACAGGACAUUUGUCCGAUCACUUUUAAUUUUGGUCGGACAUAACUUGAAUUUGGUCGGACAAAAACCAACGCCACUAAAUUUGGUUGGAAAUAUAUACGCCACAAGAUAUAUAUAAGUCACAGGAGACAAGUAUGUAAAGUCAUUCCAGCGCAAAGUUAAGUAAAAUGCUAGAAUGCCUCGUAAAUUUUAUUGCAAAAUGCAAAUUGACUGAAUUUGCAAUCGGAUUUUGUCACAGCAAAAAAAUGUAUAAUGUGACAAUUUUUUUGUGAUCUGACCAAUGUCCGAUCAAAAUUACUUUUGCUCGGAUAUUUGCCAAAUUUAGUCGGACAUUGUCCGAUGUCCGACAGUAAUUUGCAGCCAUGUACAUCCUACUUAUGAAAUAACUAAAUUUAUUUAGUAUUCAGUUUUGUGUAUUUAAACUUUUCUGUCGCACAUAUGAAAAACGCGUAACUGGAAAACAUCCCUUAGGCACAAUACUUGCGAUAUAUCGUAUCCGUACGACAAAAGUGUCACUUCGCCGGCCUUAUUAACCUGUGCCGAAAAUCAACUAUCAAACUUGGAAAAUCAACAAUCUGCUCUAUUUUUGAACGUACGUUUUUGUUUAAAAAAAUUACUGGUCACGCAUGUCCGCCAAGCGACGAUAUUUGCCGGUCAAACUGUAAAAUUUACUGACCGGCGAGGCCUGGAGGUGAGUAUAUGUACCCUCAUCUGAACAUUUAUGGAGCAUUCACUAGUGAUUGACCGAUUGCGUCACCAUCUGGAUUUACCGAUUAUUCGUGCAACACUCUUAACCGAUACCGAUUUUUUUAUGACGUCAUAAUAUGAUCAGUUGAUUGAAUAAAGGUGACAUCAUUCAUUUUGAUUUGUGCAAAAAUAAAAUUGCACACUUUUGGUUGUUGAAAAAAAUCAGUUUAUUUUUGUCUCUUGUUUCAAAUGCUUUCAUUGGUCAAUUAUUUGCUUGGCUUGCUCCGCACCUAAUAUGCAGGCAUACUAUGGGCCGCACAAGAAGUUAAACAUUUCACACUUGAUUUUCGAUUUUUUUAUAGAAAAGGGACAGAUUCAAGCGCUUGUAUGUGCAUCAAUGCGCGAUGUAUAUAAUUUUUACAGCUGUGAAUUUUCUCAACAAUCGGUUGUACACAAUCGGGAAAUACAUAUGUAAUACUACCGAUGCAGAUUGUCUACCGAUAAGGCAAAAAUCAGCCCGAUACCGAUUAUCGGGCAAUCACUAACAUUCAUGACCCAAUACUCGUCACUCAUUCAUAUGCAUCAGAAGAACAAAAUUGCACUGUAACUCGCACUGAAAAUUGCAGGUGUAAACGGGUCUUAAAGUAAAUUGUAUAGAGUGCAUUAUGGCUUAAUGUGCUGCUGAAUUAUGGCUUAAUGUGCUGACUGCAGAAUUUUAAUAGGUUGUGCUGAUUAUGUUUUCUAGCCAUCCUGGUUAUUUUGGCAAAGUUGGAAUGAGAUAUUUUCACUUGACCAGAAAUAAAUACCACUGUCCUACAAUCAAUUUGGACAAACUGUGGUCUUUAGUAAGUGAACAGACCCGCGAAAAUUACAAGAAGAAGACAGACGGUCCUGCUCCCGUCAUUGACGUAGUGAGAGCCGUAAGUAUUGUGCAGACCUCUAACAAUGGAAUAUGGAUGUUUCCAGCUGUAGACGAUAUUUUGAUCUAGACAAGAAGAACGAAAUCCAUUACUGUAGCUGGAAAGAGCAUCUUAAAAUGAGUAAAAUUGCAAAGUUUGGUUGCGAAUUGUUAUAAAAUGAGGAAAAUACAGCCCUGUGAAUUCGCAAAUUUUACAUAUAUUUGCAUAACGCGUGGGAAAAAUAACCAUUUUUCAGCCGAAAGUGGUUAUUUUUACCGCGCCUAAUACAAAUAAUGACAACAGUCCUUUAAACUCCCGAAAUUCCAGGUCGGCAAGAAAUUGCCGACCUAAAAGCAAUAAUUCUCAAUCUAGGUCGGCAAAUAUUUUCAAAACAAAUAGACAAUAUCCAAAUGAAAAUUUAAUUUGCUUGCUGCAAAUACGCGUUUUUAACAAACAGCAAUUAAUUGCAAUCAAUGCCAAUAGCAAACAAAACGAUUAACAAAAUGUGUGAACUCCAAUCGAACAGUGCAAGUUGUGACCAAAUGUUGUGACAGACCAUACACUACUUUAUUACCAGGCCAAAAAAAAAUGUGGGUUUCCGGUUUCUUCUUAUAAAAGCUUAGAUAGGGUAGGUCGGUUUUAACUUUUUUUUUAAUUUUUCGAACAAGCGGACGCCAUUUUGUUUAGUCAGUGCUUCCACAUCCAAAGAUAAAUUUCCCUAAUAUUGCCUCAAAUUUCAAUUUUCCACAAAUUUUUUCCUCUAAGUGGAAACACUUACAAGCAUGAUCCAAUAAAAAAGUUUAGGGUCGGGAUUUCGACGUCCAAAAGCUAGGUAGGGUCGGGAAACCGGAAACCCACAUAUAUUUAUUUGGCCCCAUGUACUUUCGCUUAAAUCUUGAAGCUGGACGAUUUUAACACGUAUAAGUAUCACCUUUCAACAAUGAAAUUGCAAUGUUUACACAAGGAUUAAAUUUGAUACUCGCAAAGCGACGCAAGCUUAUGAUCAAAACCUGAUAAUUUAAGCAUCAUCGUUGAAAAUGCCUAUGUGUCACUAUGUAUGUGAAAGAUGCGUUCGCGGAAAAAAUGCCGAUACGUAUUUGAAAGUAGGUCGGCAAAAUUUUGCCGACCUAAAUCUACACAUAUCGCUUUGAUCGGCAUUGCCGAUUGCCGACCUGAGUUUCAAGGACUGUACAAAAUUUGCGAACUUCACAGGGCUAUAUUUUAUUCAUUUUACUACAUUUAGCAACCAAUCUUUGCAGUUUUACUGAUUCUAAGACGCUCUUUCUUGUGGUGUGGGAUUUCGUUGUUCUUGCCUUGUCAAAAUUUAGCUGGAAUCACCCAUUGUAGGCUGUUAAAUUGCAAUACCAUGUGCAAAAACUCGAAAUACUACCAAUACUUUUUCAUUGUCUUUCGUGUUUUAUAAAUUGAUUAUAUAUAAUAUAGCAUUUGUAAAUUCUGAACGCUGAUUGGCUAAGAGCCGUGUUGAUAUAACUCCAUGUCAACACGGGAAAUUUUCCGCCGCUUGUAAACACGGAAAUUUUACUUAUUCUUCGGGCUUUUUACAUUGCUAUAUUAUAAAACAAAUAUAAAACAUUUUUUCCGUAUUGAUAUGUAGUUAUAUCAACACUCGUGGAAGUUGGGAAAACUCAAAAUUGUAUGAAAACACUCCGCCCUUCGGGCGUCGUGUUUCCACACGAUUUCUCGUUUUCCCAAUUUCCACUCGUGUUGAUAUAACUGUAUAUCAACACGGAAAAUGUUUUAUAUUUGUUAAUUUGAAAAUGAUUAGAACUCGUAUUGAAAAUGUUAUAUAAACAAAGGAAAUUAAACGAGAAAUAAUAUGCUGAUUGUCUAACAGUUCAAGAAUAUGGAAAUCAAUCUCUAAAAGUCACACAGUAAGACCUCGCGUAUAAGAAGCUGGAUUUUAAGAACCUGUUAUGCUAAAAUAGCUUAUUUAGACCAUCUUUAUAUAAUAACCUGUUCAGGCUAAAAUUUCAAACCGUUUUUUUAUUUUUAUCACUCUAAGAGUUGAAACCAAAAAUUUAUAAAUCAAAGAAAGUAAACUCUUCACAAAGUAAUGAAAAUGACCCACAAGUCACAGUCCUGAUUACUGUGUGUCAUAACAAUAAACAUGUCUGUUUGAACAUCAACAAAAUAUAACUGCACCUACACUAACCGAAAUUCAGUCGCUUUUUCUUUAGAAAAUAAGAACCUAUUUAGCCUAAUUUCACGAUAAGCACCAUUUAUACAAGAACCUGUUUAGGCUAACUUGAAAAAUCUAGGUUCUUAUACUGCGGGGUCUUACUGUAUAACUUCAAGAAUCUUUGGCGAUAGAAAAUCGCUAGGCACCCAAAUAUUAAAUUUGCCCUGGGACCCCAACUUUCUCUAUGUGGCCCAGCUUGCUUUUCCCGCCUGAGCGAGUAACCCGCCUCAAUGCUAACCGUCCUAACAGAGAACUUAUUUUCUAGGGCUAUUAUAAAGUUCUUGGUAAAGGUUUACUGCCAAAACAACCUGUGAUAGUCAAGGCUAAGUUUUUUAGCCGCAAGGCGGAGGAAAAGAUCAAAAACGUCGGUGGAGCAUGUGUGCUUGUAGCGUAACUGAAAUAAAUAUUCAAUUCAACUUUUACUGUGUGCUUUUUAUCUUUUUCUUUGUGAUAUGUUUACAACACGCUCUUGGUUG